Messenger RNA from Lymnaea stagnalis (great pond snail), 39687 nucleotides. Lineage: Eukaryota; Metazoa; Mollusca; Gastropoda; Lymnaeidae. The record is from the annotation of a GenBank genome assembly.
AGGACCCAAGAUGGCGGAAGUUAUUCGUUGUCAGAAUAUAAUAUGAGAAAUAAAAACAUCUACAACAUGAUUUUUCAAGUGGUUCAAAGUACUAUGAAUAUGUUAUAGUACAACUGAACAUUUUAUUUUUACAAGUAACAAAAGCAGGUUUAUAUAUUUCCAAUAAUUGUUAAAGAACAUUAAAUAUUCUAAGUGAAAUUCUCUUGAACUUCUCAUUUUAAAAAAAAUGAUCGACAGUUUCUAAUCUAGUUCUAGCCUAAUUUUCAUUUUUUAUCGUUGAUACUGAUUGACAACAGGACGUUAAUCCCAUUUUUAUUAUUUUCAUUUUCUUUACUUUCAUAAAGGCAAAGAUAAAUACUUUUUCCUUUGUUUUUUCCUAACUUGAAAAGUCAAGAGGACCACUAACCUUUGUUGAGUUUGAGUUGAGUCAUUCCUUCAAGAAUCAAAUUAAAAUAGAGACACAGCUCACAAAGUUAAUCCUAUUAUUAUGACUAUGGUGCAAUAUUAUUUCACUAUAAUGAUGUAGUACUCCUAACUGUUCUAGUAGGCUAUUCUGAUCAUCAGAUGCAAUGUCAUUGAAUUGAUCAUAUUAUCUAAUUUAAUAAUAGGCUUACUUAAUUAGAACGAAGUGUCUACACGUCCGGCGCGCCGGACACAUAGUGCUGGAGAUAUACGUCCCACGGGCAUGUCACCUGACUGCCGGACGACUGGUAGGCGUUAUUAUUGCGGCAGGUCAUGCGGCAAGUGGUCGCCGGCAAAAAAGUAGCAUUGCAUUUGAUAUUCCGAUCCCUAGAUAAUAAAUAAAUACUGAACAUGUUAAUAUAUUCAUAUGCACUGAGAUGCAUAAAGUGUUUGACUUUGAAUAUUAAACUAGUCGGCCUAUAUACUAACAAUUCAUAACCCUCAUUAUUAUUUUAGCAUUCGUAUUUUUUAUUUUUUUUUAUUACCGUAAUUCUCUCUCCCUCUCAGCAUUGCUUCCUUCUACUUCUAGAAUGCAUUAUUGCUUAACCCCCAUUUUGUUUUGGUAAUAUACCCAAGUAUUUUUUCUUUCUAAUAUUUGUUUGCAAGAUACUCAGUACAUUACUUGGUAGACAAAUAGAUAUUAAAAUUAACAAUAGUUUUGAAUCAUUCGCGGUCAUGUGACAAGGCUGACGGACAAAUAUAUAGCGCGGCUUUGUUACGGUGGUCAUGUGACUUGGUCACAGGACGAAUAUCUCGAUAAAGUAUUCUUCCGGCGUUCAUGUGACUUAGUCCCCGGACAAAUAGUGCGCGAGAUAUAUGUCCGGCGCGCCAUACGUGUAGACACUGCCUAAGUAGAAUAAGUAGGUUACCAUACCUCCUGAUUUGACUGGUAUCGACUAUGGCCAUGAUUUAGAGGCCUUGUCACAGUCAUUUGAAUGUCUGGCCCAGUUUCCAGCUGGGUCAAAAUUAAUUUGCUCUGUCUUUAUUAGUCUCAGUCAUACAGUUACAUUGUUGAUGCAAGAAAUAGGUAUCAAAUUUUGUAGGCCUAUUUAAUUUAAUAUUAAUGUAAAUAAAUAAGCUAAAAUUAUUUAUGUUAAGUUCGACUGAUUUUGGGUUAGCGGUAAUGCUAGUGAUGUUUUCCAUAGUAAAUAGGUCAUUGAGGUUCCCCCAAGGCAUUUUUUUUCAACAGCUCAGCAUUCAAAAUAUUUUUAUCUUUGUGUUAACUUGAUGAUUGCUUUUUGCUUUUGUUGUCUCAUUUUUCUAUUUUUUUUUAAAGUUGGGGGAGGGGUUCUGAUGAGGUAGGCAUCUCUCCUCCCAAGAAGAUUAUUUUCUUCCUUAUUUUUGUAUUGAAAGUCGCUCCCCUCCCCUGAAAAUUAUGGUGAAAUUUUGAAAUGAUAAAGUAAUGAAAGCAUGCAGGUACUUUGAUUUUCGACUUAUCAAAAUGCAACACUUUUAGCGCACAUUCUUUUUUUUUUUUUUAACUUGAGGUAUCAGCAAGGAUAUGUUUCUUUUUUCAUUUCUUUUGAAACUUGUAAGUUGAAUAUUAAUAAAAAUGAAUGGAAAAUUUUAUUUUAAUAUACUUCAUAAAAACCGCAUCGAUUGUCAAAUUUAGUUUAUGACACGAGUAAUGCUCAGUGAAGAAUUAGAGAUUUAUUACACACAUUGUUCAGGUCCAACAAUUGGUCUUUUCACUCUUAGUCUUAGUCGAAUGUGAGGAUUCCCCAAAGUGACAGCACUGUGCUUAGGGUGAGACAACUCUUGGCAAAACCCACACUGUUAACCAAAAAUGUACUAUUAAGUUCUAAUCUUGUUUUAUGCAAGGGUAGUUUAUUUUUAAAUAAAUAAAUCCACAUUGAAAAUUUGAUGUCUCUGUAUAUUCAAAUAUGAGGCACCGGCCAAUAUUCCACUUGCAACAUUGAUUCCCCCCACCCGAUUAUUUUACAUGAUAGCAGCAAUAUGAUAGAAAUUACAGUCAGUUAUCUUCUAAUGCUGCAAUAAUGACUUUCCCAUUACUAAGCUGCUCAGAGAUUUUGGAAAAAAAAUGGUUGUUUACCCUUAUCCUUGGCUUAUAAAUGUUCAAUAAUUUAUUUCAAAGACAAAAAAUCGACUGUGCAAUUAUGUUUAAAUACUUCAAAUAUUAGGCUACGGAAAUCCAAUUAUCAUUUGUACAUCUUGAAUUGCUUUUAAAUGCUCAAAAUCUGAAAGUAAAAUUAACAUUAAAGGAAUGAAGUAAAAAAAAAUAUUUAUCCGCAAAUUUAUAAAUGUCAGCCUAUAAUUAUUUAAUGAAAAUUGUAGAUAGCCAAAAUCUUAAACUGAAUUAUACACAUAACUUUUAACUAGUAAUUCUAUUAUAGUUAAAUUUAAGCCCUUAUUCACAAAUAUCCUAGAUAGUUUCCAAAAAUUGAAGUAUUAUUUGAAUAUAAAAAUAGAUAUUUAAAAAGAAACCUCAUAUUCAUAAAUGCUACUUGGAAGUAUUGAUGGAAAGAAAUUGCAGGCUGCACUAUUUUACAUUAAAUAUUUUCUGAUCACAAAAAGAACAACUAUAAAACAGAAACCGAUAACAUUGGCUUAAAAGAAACUUUGUAUAUGAUAGAAUGCCAUUCAGAAUUCAAAACAAGUGAUUUAUGAAAAGCUUCAGCCUGUCUGAUAUAGAUGUAAAGUAUUUAAAAUGCAUAGGCCUAGGUAAACAAGACAGGAUAACAAUUUGUAAUUCUGAAAAUAAAAUUAAAAUAUAAUGAAAAGCAUAUCAACCCAUUGCCCUUACAUAAAAAACAAAGCUGCUCUAUGCUGAUUCAUCACAGCAAAUGUAUUUAUAGAAAAUUAUUAUUUUAGUGAUAAAUAAGUGAAAAAAGUAGUCACAAUGCACAAGUUUAUAAAAUAGCAGCAGCAUUAUGCAUCUAGUAUUUUGAGCACUUGAAUGACUUUUUUUUAUCUCCACAAUUUAAAUGACUAAUGGAUAUUGCCAAUACUUUUUAUUUAAUACUUGGGAUAUUAGCAAUUUUUUAAAAUUAUAAAUCUAGGCAAACCUUCGUAGGUACUUGUAAUUAACUAAUUAUAAGAGUGUUGGACAAUGAUAAAGCUUAAAAGUAGAUAAACUAGACACAAACAAUUUUUGUCGAUAAACAAUAUAUGUUCAGCUUUAAUGAUGAUUUUACAAAUACAAAUGUGAACGUUUGGUACGUUGACUUCAUACGGUAUAACUGAAAUCCACAAUUUUACGUCGCUGCCAUGUCUUUUUCCUGUUUGGUUUUUACAUUUUACUACCACUCACUUUCUUUCCGUUCUUCUUAACUUUGUUUUUGUCUGGGUAGGCUACACUCUUAUUUUUUUUCUAUAUUUUAGGUAGGAUACGUGUAAAUAUAUAUUAUGUAAAUUUAAUUUAUACCUAUUUAAAUGUUUUGUUUUUUGUACUGAUGAAGGCAUUUGCGGUAACGUUAAAAUUAGUAUUGUCUAAAAUCAUCAUUAUACCUGAACUUAUAUUAUUUUAUUUACACAUAUAGUUUGUGUCUAAUUCUUCUAUAUACUUGCAAGCUGUGUGGAUUCUAUUUCAUGCAGUUUUGGAAAUAAUAUUUAAUUUUUUUUUUUUAAGUCUGGUAUUAUCUUUUCACUUGCUUUAUCUUAAUGUGAUAAUUAUGUGUGCAAUGAUUGUGAAAAAAAAAUAUGGACACAAGGUUUUGGUGCAAUUUCAUUUUAAAGACUUGAAAGAAGUGAUAUUAAUUUUAGCUAAUUACAGCCAACUAAACUUUAUGAUCAGGGGUCUCAAACUCAAAUCAUCUGGGGGCCCCAGGAGGUAGAGUCUGAGUGAGACUGGGCCGCAUCAAGUAUUCCACAAAAAAGUGAUUACAAAUGCCAUUAAGUACAACUGUUACAAUCUGCUCAACCUUUAUUAAUAACAAAAAAAAACAUUAAGGGUUCUCAAGAUCUAGGCUUCACUUUCUACUCCUUGUUACCUGGCAGCGCUUCUUCUUACACAGUUGAGCAACAUUUGGCUUGAGAGAGAAAGCAACUGAGACCCUCAUCAGUAAGUUUGGCCCUGAACUUUGGCUUGUUAAAGUUAAUAGUGGAAAAGAGCUUUUUCACACAGAUAGGUACUCCCAAAAAAGGCACAUAACCCACUCAAACAACCUGGAAAUCUCAGGCCUGGUGUAGGGCAAAGCUCUCAUAAAUUGUCCAUUCUGGUCUGUUUUUCCAUUCCCCUCCCUGAAUUUAGAAUUGUAAUGAAGAUCAAUCAGCUCCAUUUGAGGUGGAAAAAAGGGGAGGGGGGGAGCGCCUGCAUCUUCCACAUUAAAGGAGAAAAGUUGAAAAGUGGCUGUGUGUUUUGAAGUCUAAAAAUAUGUGAACAAAUUCUUCUUGUAGCUUUGCAAUAGCAUCAGUAUGAGUACUUUGCAUAUUGGGAAAUGGCAGAGGUUUCUCUAAAAACCAUAACACAAGUUUUGUGCAGAAUGCUUUGAUUUUUUUUUAUUGUAGAAAUGGCUUUUUGACUAACCUUUGAAAGUGACCAAGUUGACAGGCUCGGAAUUUCCCUCACUCGUAAACACUUUCGGCAAUUUUAAUAGCUAUUCUUUGAUACUGUGUCAGAUUGAUACGAUUUUACAAAUUAUGGAUGUGCAUUGCCCAUUAACUGAAUUUUUAAACUUUUCUCAAAACUACACUUUGGUUAGGAAUGUCUCAUAAAAUGCUAUAAAAUAAAAACUUUGGUCCUAUUUUAAAACGGUUUUUACCAUUAUAAUCAAAUUCCAAAUGUAUACAAAUAUAAUAAAAAAUCAGAAUUAGACUAUUCUGUGAGAUUCUACUGAAACCAUCGCAGAGGGUCACAUUAUAGAUAUGAGAAUGGUGAAAACCUGUGGGCCGCAUUGACACUAAACUUUGCUGUCAUGUAGCGGGCAACAAAAUAUCGUCUUGCAGGCCGCAAAUGGCCGGCGGGCCAUGAGUUUGAGACCCCUGGUAUAGAUGGACAUUGGUUUGUUGUAACACAAAAUGUCAAAUGAGCUCAGAAUAACUUAAUACCUAAUCCCUUAAUAUUAAAAAAAAAUCAUAAUUUUUUUUAAACAUUUUUUUCUUAAUUGUAAAUAUUAAACUUAGUAAUAGUAUGUCUUUUAUUUUCCCUUAUUUCUAAGUCAAAACAUCAAUAAGAUUGUGAAAGAAAUCACCUCUGCUAUCUGUGAAACUAAUUAAAUUUACAUUUAUUGAGCCAAAAGAAAUGAUGUCUGGUCAGCAGGUAUGUGAAUAUUAGGUUAUCUUUUUAAAAAAUCAAACUCAAUUAAAUGAUAAAUAAAUUCCAUAUAAAGAAUUCAAAGUUUGAUGAAAGACUAUUGGUUUUCUAAACAAUUUAUGAAAAAAAAGAAUAAUAUCAUAUUAUCAAUUUUCUUUAGCAUCAUUAUUAUGUAUAUCAGUUUCUGAAUUAUUCAUAUUCUUAUCCUGUAACCCCACUUUUAGGUCAUUGUGGCAUAAAAAAAACAUGAGGUAGUUUCACUAUUUAUUUAAAUUUGUAUCAGAAGUUUGCAAAGUUUUUCACUUGUAAAUCCUCAUAGUUGUCCAUCUGAUUAGUUCUCCCACAACAAUACUUUCUUUAAAAUUAAUAUCUUUUUAAAAAGGACAUUGAAAUCUUACGAUAAGACCCUGCCAAGGCAACUAGUUAAAUGAAAAUAUAAAUCAUACAACACAUAAUAAAAAUUAUUAUUUAAAACAUUGUCAGGGAGAGUGGUUCUAGAAAUAUUUCAUACUUCCACAAAGUCAAUUAUAUGUCUGUAAAGCAAUGACUCAGAAGCAUGUCUGGCUAAUCUUAAAUUAAUAUUUAUUUGACCUGUGAAUAAUGUUAUAAUUAUAACAACAGUUCUUGGUGGAUAAAGAGUCUCAGCACAGCUCAAACCUGCUUAUAAGUUGUGUCUGUUCAUUGUAAUGAACAAUUUAUAUGAAUAUAAUAUAAAGAUUAUAAAAUAGAUAAAUACAUUUUAUAGGUUAAUUUAAAUUACAAAAUGACAUCAAGGGAAUAGAAAAUAGACAAUUUUGUUUUUUCAUCAAAUUAAUAUGUGUUUAUUUGAGACUUGACAAAAAAGGUGCUAAAACCUUAAAUAAAUCAUUUGCAUUUAUCAUUUUACCAAACGACUGUUGUACUUUCAUGUUAUACUGUCUGUGCUUAAGACAUGUGAUCACUAUUCAACCAGCAACCUUAUUUUCUGUGGUUACCAGCAAUAUAAAUACAUUUUAAAAUAAUUUUUUUUCAGUUAUAUUCUGCAAUUACAAUAAUAUUUAAAAAGUAAUUCACCUUAUUUUAUCAUUCUUCUGUAACAUUUUAAAAAGGGAAAUUGGAAAAAUGUAAUUGUUAUAUAAGACAAAAGACAUUCCUAGGGACCAAAUAUCAGUUUUUUUAAAUCUGUCUAGAACAAAAUUAUUGGAAUUUUGACCAAACAAAUUAUUAGUUGGAUUCCUGUAUUAAAGUUAAAAGUGCUUCAUUUAUGGGCAACCUGUAAUUUUUAAAAAUAUUAUUUUUUUAAGUAGAGUAUUUGAUUUUAUGUGCUAUGGUCAAAGGAGUCAUACCUAAAUUAAAAUCCUGGUUUACAGAUAAUGAUGACCCACAGUUCAGAGGAUCUCAGAGUUAAGCACCAGCCUGGGAUGAGAAGUACUAACAGAGAUGUUCAUGUAAGUGGAAUAAAAUAUAUAAUAUACUCCAAUGAUGAGAUUUAUGAAGUUGUAGAUAUCAGACAUUUGAUUGGCCUAUUGUAUUUAUUUAUUAAUGGCUUGAAAUUUACAUUAUUGUAAUUUUGACUUAAUUGUUCCAGUUUUAUUCUUAAAAAAUACUUUUUUUUUCUUCUGAAGAUUGUAUUUUAAAGGGUUUUGAUGUCUUUCAAUUUUCUUUAUUAUAGGUUUAAUUUCAACUGGCAACAAAAUUAAUUGUAUAAAUCAGGGGUCACCAAACUCUUUUCACAGUGGGCCGGAUAAUUGACAAAUGAAGUGCGCAGGUCGCAUAAUCAUUUUGUAUAGUACUUGCAAGCCAUAACAAAAGCUCUGGGGAAAAAGAUGAAAAAACUAAGUUUAGUAUUCCAUGUUAACCAUGGGUGAGUGGCGUGCAAUGCACAAAAAGCAAAGACAACAAAGAAGAUGGCUGAAGCAAAAAAGAUAGUUACAUCAGGCCUAAUGCACACAUGUAUGAAUCUUACAAACUAAGCAGCAAAUAAGGUUUGUGAGAUUUUUUUUAACUGACCUUUGGCUUUCAAGAAAUCAUCAAUGUUUGGUUUGGAUUUCUGCAUCCAAUCAAGUGAAUUGCUUUUAAAUGUUCAUCAGUCAAUCUUGUAUGAAGUGUCGACUUCACAAUCUUCAUUUUGGAAAGUUUUUGGCCACAGACAUAAUGUGUUUCAAACACUGAUGCCAUACCAGCAGCAAAUUUCUUCAGUUCUGGAAACUCAGUGGUAAAAUGAAACAAGUUUUCCUUCCCUGCGCUUCUUUUUCAAUGAGACAAUUGCCUGCAAAUCAAUGAGCUCCAACUGAGGUUCAAUGUUACAAUCAAACGCAUGCUGGAACAGAAGAAAUUCACUCUCAAUUCUGUAAAAAUCUGAAAAUCAAUUAAGCAAACAUUACAAAAAAAACAAGACAAUGUGGAUACAAUAAUUAAAAUGGUAAACUUAAUAAUUGUGUUACAACGUCUCAUGUUCAAAGCAUUUAUCAAGCAAUUUCAAGUACCAUCAGCGAGCCUGGUGAACUGGCGUCGUAGGCUGGAUCCAGCCCCUGGCUGUAGUUUGGUGACCCCUGGUAUAAAUAGAUAAUUUAUUUCAAUCAAAAAGAUCUGCCUGUAACCUCGAUUUACAUAUUUUAUAUUUAAAACUAAAUCAUUCUCUAAUUAAAAUUCAUUUGAAAAACUUUUCGAUUAUAUUUUGUUAUAUUUAGGGCCGGCUGAGCAUUGACCCAGAGAUUCGUUUCACAAAACUUGAGAAAAUUGGAAAAGGCUCAUUUGGUGAAGUAUUCAAAGGUAUCGACACUGAGACUAAAGAGGUGCUAGCAAUAAAAAUCAUAGAUCUGGAAGAGGCUGAAGAUGAAAUUGAAGACAUUCAACAAGAAAUAAUGGUUUUAUCUCAAUGUGACAGUCCUUACGUCACAAAAUAUUAUGGAUCAUAUCUGAAGGUAAGUUUUAUUAUUUGUUUUAUAAUAACUUGUAUUGAAACUGAAUGCUAAUAUAAAUAUUGAUGUCAAAUGUAGCAGAACUUUUUUUUUGGACCUGUUAUUUUUUUAAUGUGCAGAAUUUUUACUCUCUUUUUUUUUAAAGUGGCUAAUUAACACUGCCAUGUUUAUCGAUCUCACCUCAGCAUUUUAUUAAAAAGGUAUUUAAUUCUUAUACAUUGCUAAAGAUAUGAUUCAUGCUGUAUAACUCAUAUGAUAAGCUAACUCUUAAUGACUAUAUCUUAUUUGGAAGAAAUCUUUAUGUUUCCAACCAAUAAGAAAAUAAGUUAAAAUAAGAUGUUCAGUAACUUUAAAAAGUUAGACUGGGUAUCUUUUCUAUUUCAUCUAAACAGUAAAUGUGUGUAACAACGGGCGUAUGACCACACAAUUUUGUGAUUAGUUGCUAAUGGCAGUACACAUUCAGUUCAAGCUCUAAACUCUGAAUAAUUUAACAUUUCUUACAAGAACAAUGUUAUAAUUUAUUUUAUUUCCAGGGCUCAAAAUUAUGGAUCAUCAUGGAAUAUCUGGGUGGAGGAUCUGCCCUGGACUUAAUGAAGGCAGGGAUUUUUACAGAAAAUGACAUAGCCAUUAUCCUAAGGGAGAUAUUGAAAGGACUUGACUACUUGCAUUCUGAAAGAAAGCUGCACAGAGACAUCAAAGGUUUGUUAUUGGCCCAGAAUCGAAUUGCAAAAAUGACAAAAGGUCGUUUAAACUGCCCAAUAAUAAAAGUCUUGAGAUCGACUGGCUGGUCUUUGUACCAGCUAAUCAAAGUACUUCUCGCAUUUCUUGCCCAUCUCUCUAUUUUAAUGGCACACGGAUAGUUUUUCUUGAUCAAACUUGGAAUACAUAUUUAUUUAAAAGACUUCAUUACCCAGAAGGAAAUGCUGACAAUCUAGAUUUAACUCUGUAAAAAUGCAUUUGAAAAUCUAUAUUACAAAAUAUUCACGAGGGACACUAAUUUUCAUUUUCUUUGCAUAGGCUAUAUCUCUUGCAUUUUUUCAACUGAUUUUAAGGGAACAAUUCUAAAUUAAGGUUUCAAUCUAUAUAUAUAAAAAUGAAUGUUUGUAUGUCUGUAUGUCUCGUAUGCGCUCCUACACCAUUCAUGCGAUUGCGACAAAACUUUGGUCAGUUGUUGUCCAAAUAAAUGGCCAUUUAAUUGAGUCAUUAAAAACCUUAUAAAGUGUUCCGUUCCUAGCCGUUGGCCCUUAAUUCGUUUUUUUUCUUCUGUGAGCUUUGUAAAAAAUAUUUUCCACAUGCGCUCCUACGCCAUUUAUCCGAUUCCGACAAAACUUUGGUGAGAUGUUGCGAGCAUGUCCAUAAAGGUUUCUAAUUUAUUACAACCGUUUUAAAAUAUUCAGUUUUGAGCCAGGGGCCUUUUAUUCGUUUUUCCUUAUAUGAGCUAUAUAAAUAUAUUUUCAAACCGUAUGCACUCCUACACCAAUCAUGCGAUUGCUACAAAACUAAGUGAGUUGUUGUCCAUGCACCAGUGCAUUUUACUGUGUUAUUUAAACACUUUUAAAAAUAUUCCGUUUUCGGCCGUUGGCCCUUAAUUCGUAUUUUUUCUUAUAUGAGCUUUGUAAAAAAUAAUUUUCAAAUGCGCUCCUACGCCAUUUAUCUGAUUCCGAUAAAACUUUGAUGAGAUGUUGCAAGCAUGUCCAUAAAGGUUUCUAAUAUAUUACAACCGUUUUAAAAUAUUCAGUUUUGAGCCAGGGGCCUUAUAUUCGUUUUUCCAUAAUUUUCCAUACGAGCUUUAUAAAUAUAAUUUCAAAACUUAUGCGCUCCUGCACCAUUCAUGCGAUUGCGACAAAACUUUGAUGAGUUGUUAUCUAUAAACAUACCCAUUUUACUCAUUCAUUACAACACUUUUAAAAUAUUCCGUUUUCGGCCGUUGACCCAAAUUCAUAUUUUUUCUUAUAUGAGCUUUGUAAAAAAUAAUUUUCUAUGCACUCCUAUACCAUUUUUCAGAAUGCGAUAAAAAUUUAGUGAGAUGUUGUUCUAUUGCCCACAAAGGUUCUUAACUUACUACAACCAUUUUAAAAUAUUCAGUGUUGAGCCAGGGGCCCUAUGUUUGUUUCUUAAAAAAAUGAGCUAUAUAAAUAUAAUUUCAAACCGUAUGCGCUCCUUCAUCAUUCAAGCGCUUGCGAUAAAACUGAGGUGAGUUGUUGUCCAUAAGCCAGAGCAUUUUUCUAAGCCAUUAUAACCCUUCUAAAAUAUUCCGUUUUUUUGGCAAUUGGCCCCAAAUUCGUGUUUUUUUCCUUAUAUUAGGAGCUUUAUAAAAAUAAUUUCCGUAUGCGCUCUUCUACACUAUUAGAAUGCGAUAAAAUUUUAGAGAGAUGUUGUGCGCACGCCUGCAAAGGUUUCUUAAAUGAUUACAACCAUUUUAAAAUACUCCGUUUUUAGUCAGGGGUCCUAUGUUCGUUUUUUCUAUAUAAGCUAUACAACUAUAAUUUCAAACAGAGCUAAUGCAUGGAUGGAUAGCUUUUUAAUCAAAUACAAAUAGUGAUAUUAAAUUGAGUGUGUGACAUAUUAAGUAGGUUUCUGAAGUAAUACAACAAUUCUACAAUAUUCCAUUUGUGGCGGAGGGCCCUAAAUUCGUUUUCCACACUUCUAUUAUCUAUAUAAUUAGCGUAUGCAUUUCUAUACCAUUCAUUCCAUUGUGAUAAAAAUGGGUCAAGUGAAAUGCGCACUACUGAAAAUGUUUCUAAAUUAGAAAAAACAUUUUACAAUAUUCCGUUUGGGCCAGUGACCCUAAUUUCAUAUUUUCUUCUAAGAGCUUUGUAACUAUAAUUUCAAACAGAGCUAUUGCAUGUGUGGAAGUAGCUGAAUCCGCCGGCAAAUUUUUCAAAUUUAGUACAUCCAUUGUACAAUAUUCCAAUUAGGGCUGGGGACCCUAAAUUCAAUUUAUUUUCUUAAAUGAGCUUCAUCAAUAUAAUUUAUAACGGAGAUAUCAACACUACCGACCUUGAACAAAUUACACAUUUGUAGUAAAGCAGAGAAAACGCGUUUUUACAUUUUUAGUGUAGAGAGUGUUUUGUUAUUUGUAUAAAUAAGCUUGAAUUUUGUGACGCAUUUUAGAAUCGGAUAUGACAUCGCAAUCGCAUGUUUUUUUUUCUACUAAGAGUAUUUCUUGAAUAGAGUCUUAUAAUUUCGGAGUUGUUUUGUGUUAUGUAAAUACAUUUUACAUGAAUCGAUGGUUUCUCAAGUAAUUAAAUAACACACUUGAAAACGUAGGUAUUGAACUAUGGUCAUUUUUUACCGCUGGAAUUUACGAUUUAUAAAUUAAUGAGAAACUAUACAACAGGAAAUCUCCUGCAAACAAUGAACGUAUAUUGUGCGAGGUUUUCAUGUAAAAAGAUGGGAGAUCCUAACGUGUGAAAAUUAUGAACGUUAGGAAUAUUGUAAAUUAAUUGAAUCAAAUACAAACAGCGAUAUUUCCUUUUGUUUGUGACCUAACAAGUUGUGUUAAUUGUGAAAUACCAUUGCUAAUAACAGAUGUCGCAAAGCAAUAAUUUCGCUGUCAAAUCAAUUAUGCCACACAAACAAAAAGUUUUGGGUCAAUCUAAACCUCAAGCACGAAAGGAAAAGUAGUCCCGAUCUUUCGAAACAGCUGAGCAACGGAAAGCAAGACUAGAAUCUACUUGAGUACGCAAUGCUCAAUACCGUUCACCUGAAACAGUCGAGCAACAGAAACCAAGAAUCAAAACCGGCCGAGUAAGCAAUGCUGAAACCCGUUUGUCUGAAUCAUUCGAGCAGCGAGAAACAAGACUGGAUUUCGAUAGAGUACGCACUGCUCGAUCCAGACGAACACUGCACGCUGAAUUAAAUCUUAGUACAUUCAAUUACGAUGCUAAUUAUGAUUACAGUCUUAAUCCAAGUGUGGUUAUUGGAAAAAAUAGAUCAAUUAUGCGUGUAUUGCAGCGCCCUCAAAUUUAAAAACGAAACACCAGGAAUUUCCUGCGCGGAUGGGAAAAUGAAAUUGCCAGAAUUACAUUCACCAUCGGAACCAUUAUCAACGUUGGAAUCAGGUGAAACAAGCCAAUCGAAACAUUUCUUGGCAAACAUACGCAAGUGCAAUUCAUGUUUCCAAAUGACAUCGUUGGGUGCAACAAAUAUCGUGCGCGAGAAUUACAUGCCAACAUUUUAAGUAAAGUGCAAGGCCAAAUUUACCAUCUUGUUGGAUCUCUAAUGCCAAUGCCAAACACAGAUCACAAAUUUCUUCAAAUGAUUUCAUGGGGAAUACUGAUGAAUAAAUCGAUCAACGUUGUCAUAUCCAAACGGGCACUAAACGAGAAAUCGUCGCUGCAAUGCAAACGUUAUUUUUGCAACAUAACGAAUAAAUUUAAAUGUAUAGAAUUGCACUUGAAAAGAUGCCGACCGAUGAAUACAAAGUCAUACCGGUAGUUAGAGCAGACUAAACACCUGUCGGCCAACAUGAAAGACAAUACAAUGCACCAACAAUUGAUGAAGUGGCGAUCAUUACAGUUGGCAAAGAAUUUAACUCACGUGAUAUAAUUCUUCAUCGCAGAAGUGGGGAUGUUCAGCGAGUCUCAGCAACUCAUCGCUCAUACGUUUGAUUGCAAUAUCCUAUUUUAUUUUGGCAAGGAGAAGAUGGAUAUCAUUUUGACAUCAAAUUGAGAAAUUCGAAUAAGAAAGUCAGUGCCAUGAAAUACUAUUCAUAUCGAUUGAUGAUUCAUGAGUUGGGAAUGACCUCUCGGAAUACUCAAAUGAAUCUUCCGAAAUUGGUUCCAUUGAAGUUACUAUUUUAAAUGGAAAAUUUAAACUAGGUGAUGUACUUUUGCCAUUCACCCCAAUGAUUCCAACAGAUAUGCCAUUUGAAUUCAAACGCCUACAGUUUCCGAUGCGACACGCGUCUACAAUGACUAUCUACAAAGCACAGGGACAAUCGCUACAAGUUUGCGGACUAAAUUUGGAAAACCCAUGCUUCGGCCAUGGACAGAUGUAUGUGGCCUGCUCUCGCGUCGGAAAAUCUUCUGAUUUAUUCGUGUAUAUACCAGAUGGAAAAACAAGAAAAACUUUGAGUAUUUAAAAGCACUUGAAGAAAAUAAUUAACAUGCAAACACUUUCUUUCUUUGAGUGGCAUUGCAACGCAUGCCGGGUACUCGCUAGUAUUAUAUAAAUGUGUUUUUUCUGUUUCUUAUGUUUCUGUAAGUAAGUCUCUAAUUUUCCUCAAAAUUGUUUGAAUUAGAUUUAAGGGUAUUUUUGAUUUUCCAAAUCAGUGUUUGAGGUUUAACAAUGUAUUUUCUAUAUAAUAGCCAUAGCUAUACAUGGAGUCUUGGGUUAAAUUGCAAGCUUCUACAUAAAUCUAGGCUUAGUAAACAUACCUUUCUUAAUCCCUUUUAAAUAUCGAUGGAUUCCAAACAAAUAAUGUCAACAUCUUUUUGUGCAUUGGGACCCUAAUUUUAUUUUAAAUAAAACACAAUGUCUUUGACUUUUUUCAGCUGAUUUUAAACGGCAGUUUUAAAAAUAAAGUUUGUGCACUAUCCAACCUAUAAUACUCACUGCUGUAAAACAGCAACAUCUUUGCAAAUUAAUUUCAAUUUAAAUAGGAUAAAUUAGAAAAAUUUAAUUAAAUAUCUAUCUUAUAGUGCCUCUUUCUUAGGGAUAUCUAAAAUGGCCCCUUUUGGAAUGGGCCCUUGCAAGUAUCACAUUUCAUUUUGAUUGAUAAAUCGCUAUAGCCUUGGCCUUGGUGAAUUGUUUUUUUUAAAGAGAUGAGACAUCUUUUAAAAUUUGUAUUUUUCUUUAAUAUUUUUUGGAUGUGCCCAGCUUCAAAAUUGCCUGAAAAGGAGUAGGCCCCUAAUCCAAUGUUUACAAGAGUUUUAUUAUAAUUCUUUCAUUUCAUAGGAGACAAUUUUUCAUUUUGAUUUGUAAUUUAGCUUAGUUUAUCUGAUAUGGCCCUAAAUUUAUGUGCACGCUGAUAAGGUUUUGAAUUUGUUUUAUGCAUACAAACCCGAGGAAAGCUAGGUACACUGGCUAUUAUAUUUUUUUUUUCUUCAAGUUAAAAAAAAAAAAAAAUUAAGAUGACAAAGUGUUUUAUGAAUUUAGUUUUUCGCAAUGCAUAAUUAAAUUCUUUCAUGCUUUCAUUAUUUUUUUGAUAAUUAACAAAUUUUCUAUUUGUUUCACUUUCCAGCUGCUAAUGUCUUAUUGUCAGAGCAGGGUGAUGUCAAAUUGGCAGAUUUUGGUGUUGCAGGUCAACUUACUAGCACAACAAAUAAAAAACAGACUUUUGUUGGUACUCCUUUUUGGAUGGCCCCUGAAGUUAUAAAACAGUCAGCCUAUGACACAAAGGUAUUUUCUAAACUGUUCUAUUCAAAUCUUUCAUCUAAAACACACAUUAGACCUGAAUAAAACAGGUUUUAGUUAAUAAAAUGUGUGCUGAUUAUUCUAUAGAGUUGCUUCAGAUAACAAGUUACCCGUAAUUUCAAUGAGAUUGGUAUUAAUUUGUAUUUUUAUUUUUUUAAUUCUUCCAUAAGCAUAAUCAUGCAGUUUAAGUUAGAUCCUCUUAAGUCAAGUUAUGAUCUGGUGUUUAAAAAAAUAUAAUCUGUAUUUAUUUAACUCCAAUCUAGGCAGACAUUUGGAGUCUUGGUAUAACUGCCAUUGAAUUAGCCAAGGGAGAACCUCCAAAUUCAGAACUCCAUCCCAUGAGAGUACUUUUCUUGAUCCCUAAAAACAAUCCUCCACAACUCACUGGCAACUAUUCUAAACUUUUCAAAGAGUUUGUUGAGCUGUGCUUGAACAAAGACCCCAACAAUGUAAGUACAGAAAGUUUAUUAAAAUAAACUUACAUAAUUAUAAUUAGGUCUGUGCCAUGGAGUUUGACAAUGAUUUUUAUCUCAAACCUUAGAUAUAUCAUUCGAUUUGUCAACUAGUGACAUCACAUUUUGGUUUACUAUAAUAGAUUGGGGGUAAAUCAUGCAUUUUUUUUUUUUUUUUUUUUAAUGCUUUUGGUUGAUUCUUUUUUUUCAAUUUUAUUUUUAUUUUUUUUCUUUUUUUUUUAAUUUUUGAAUUUAACUUAUGCACCCAAAUCUCUCAAGUGUGUUUAUCAAUUAGAACCUAAGUUAUACAACCAAAUCUCUCAAGUGAUUUUUCAUUUUGAACCUAACGUAUAUGAACAAGUCACUCAGGUGUGUUUCUCCAUGUUCCUAUAGCGUCCUCCAGCUAAGGAGUUACUAAAGCAUCCAUUUAUUAGACGAGCUAAGAAGACAGCUUACUUAACAGAGUUGAUAGAUCGGUAUAAAAGGUGGAAGUCUGAGAAAGGACCAGACAGUGACAGUGAUAGUGAUGGGUAAGUAGGAAAAUCAGUUAUAUUUUAGGUGUUUUUGAUUUAUUAAAUAUGACAAGGCGCAUCAAGUACUGUUUGCAACCAUAAAGUUAUUUCUUAGCCUUCAAUUUUAACAAUUUUAAAUUCAUGGCCAGCACCACAAGGCACAUACCCAGAUGACUGCUGGAUUGGGAUAAUGAUGAUGAUGAAUCUCAUGACAAGUAAGGAGAUAGAGGACUAAGUCAUUUUUCAAAAACACUAAGACUUGGGUGACCGUUUAUUUGAUAGUUUGUUGAUUUUAACAACUCUGUGGCAAAGUUUCUCCAGGCUCUGCUGAUAAUAAAGAGCUGAAAUUGGAUCAAAAGCUUGAUCUUUUGGUAUACUAACUACCCGUAGUUUGGCUGAUAAGUCCUCUAUUAACAAUGUGAAAAAUAUUUGGUUAAAAUUAUUACUUAUUGUUACGUACCGCUAUAAUGUGUAGAGAAUUUAAUCUUGUAACAGUGGACUAUACCAUCCGGAUAGCCAACCCGGUCAAACGGAGUGCAUGCGCAGGACCUGUAAAGAGUGUGUGCAUGGUCAGUGUGUUCCGAAGACAAGCAUAGAGUCGAUAUUAUUGAGAACUUGUAUUAUAUAUAUUUAUGUUAAUUUUAUUGUUGGAAAUAAAAAAAUUAAAAAUAUAACAAAUGGUGACCAGUACAAUCCAGUAUAGUAUGCAGUAAGUACUUCGUGAAGAAAUCAAUCGACUAGAAUUAGACUGGUACACGGAUUUCAAGUUACUGAAGACUGAAGGUAUGUACAAAUAAUGGCUGAGUCAACUCUGACCCAUAGGGAAAUAAUCCAAAAGUUGAUACAGCAAAAUGAAGUACUGUUGAAGUCAGCAACAAGGAAUAUGUCUAUUCAGAUGAAAUUUGCGAGUUUCAAUAAUAAUGAAGAAACCUUGACUGUCUAUUAUGCUAGGUAUAUAACUUUUGUUUUGGCAAACAAUAUGCCAAAAGAAAAACCAGCACAAAUUUUCCUGUCCAACCAAACACUGGAACUCCAAAAUGUUGUCAACACUUGUAAAGCAAAGAGACACACCACAAGACUUAAAUCAAUUAACAAUGGAAGAAAUUUAUUUGUUAAUGAUAGACCAGUUUGAUCCAGCAAAAUUUGUUAUCAGAGAAAGAUUUAAGUUGUGGUCGGAUUCCAGUAGAAAGCAGGGGUGGACUGGGCCGCCGGGACACCGGGAAGAUUCCCAAUGGGCCGCUAGGACCGGUGAUAUAAUAAUAAAAAUAAAAGUCAUGAAGAUAGGGCCGCUUUUUGUUUUUUUCCCGGGCCGCUUGAACUCCCCAGUCCACCCCUGGUAGAAAGCCAGGGGAGACAGUUUAAGAAUUUUCAGCACGAAUUAGACAAGAGGCAGCAACAUGUAAUUUUGGUACAGUAAGAAACCCAUUGGAUGAAGCACUAUGGACCAGAUUUUGUGCUCAAUAAAGAAUGAAGCAGUAUUGUAGAUAUUUUUUAGAAUGAAGGACACAGAAUUGACCUUUAAUAAAGCAGUGGAAACAGAAGAGAUAGCUCAGUGUGCAUCUGUCCACCAAGAAAUUCCUGUUAAUAAACUUCAUACCAAAAGAAAUAUUAAACAACAUCAGGCAGCAGAACAAUUUUCUAAAUCUCAAGGGCAUGAUUUUCCUGUUGGAACUUGUGGCAGUUGUGGAGGAAAAGGACAUAAAGGAAAUGUCUGCAAAUAUAGAGACAUGAUAUGCAGCUGUUGCCACAAGAAAGGACAUCUGGAAAGAGUAUGUUUAAGUUUAAGUAAGAAAGAACAUACUCCAAGACAAAAACCUAGUUACCUUAAAAGAAUAAAAAGACAAAAACAGAUCAAAACAGUCCCACCAAUUAUUCAGGAACUUUUUUUGGAAGGAAAGAAAUGUACAUUUGAAAUUGACACAGGAGCUGGAGAAAAUUUUAUGUCAGGUCUGUAUGACGAAUGCUUGGACAGCCAACACUGAGUCCAGUAUCCAUUAAGUAUGAAUCAGCUUCAGGUGACCAACUUAAUGUGUAGGAAGUGUAGAAAUAAACACUGAUACAAGGGAAUCAUUUCUAAACUGUCAUUUGUGGUAGUGAAAGAUCACAAAUAAUAUUUGUUAGGGCGAACUGCCAUAAAAACCUCAAUAUUUAAAUAGACAGCCUUUUUCAAACACAAGUAAAUCAUAUCAGCAAUCAAAACUCAUUGAAUAAAUCUUGUGAGCAAAUCUGCAAUGAAUUCCCUCAACUGUUUGAGCCAGGUCUUGGACUAUUGAAAGACUUUUGAGUUAGAGACUAAGUCAAGCCAAAUUCACAGCCAAUUUAUAUGAAACCUAGAAAGGUUCCUUUCACAAUUAAGGCAGAGCUAGUGGAAGCUUAUGAAGCUGGAAUAUCCUCAGUAGUCUGGAAACCAGUACAGUUCAAUCAAUGGGACACUCCCAUAGUUCCAGUAAGAAAGAAGUCUAUCUCAGGUAAAAAGUCAAAAAUUAGGAUCUGUGGUGACUAUGCAAAAACUGUAAAUCCACAAUUAGAAACAUCUAGUACCCUAUGCCAUUACUGAAAGACCUUAUGAGAACGUUGGCUGGUGGACAUUAUUUCUCAAAAAUUUAACUAGCUGAUGCCUGUAAUCAGAUCAAGCUGGCAAAGGAAACUCAAGAGAAAUUGGCCUUAAGCACACAAAGGUGUAAUGCUGCAAAAAGGUUUACCAUUUGGUAUUACCUCAGCAACAUCAUAUUUCCCCGGAGUAGCAGUGUACAUGAGUGACAUUCUAGUGAGUGAAAAGAAUGAGGAAGAACAUGUAAGCAAUCUUCGUAAGUUAUUAUCCAGAUUGAAUGAAAAUGGAUUAAUGUGCAGGAUGGAAAAUGCAUUUUUGCCCAACAAUCAAUUGAAUAUUUAGGGCAUAAAUUAUUGAGUAAUGGUAAAUCAAAAGGAGCAAAGUAAAUACAGUUAUAUCCAUGCCGGCACCCAAAUAUAUUUCCAGUCUAUGGUCAUUUCUAGGUCAAGUGCAGUUUUAAAACAAAUUCUUACCAGACCUAUCAACUGAACUGAGCCACUGUAUUAUUUAACUAAAAAGAACGUGUCAUGGCACUAGAAAACAGAACAAGAAGAAGCUUUAAGGAAAGUCAAGCAAUUGCUCUCUUCUGAUACUGUCUAAAAUUUCAAAAACUCUCACAGCGCCACAACGCAAAUAUAGCCAGAUUCAGAAGGAAGCACUGUCAAUUAUUUUUGCACUUUCAAAGUUCCCUCAAUAUCUGUAUUGAAGAAAAUUUGUUUUGGUUACCGACUUAUAAGCAUAUUUGGUAAAAGAAAAGGAACACCAGCAAUGGCAGAAAAUUGUUUAGCCAGGUGAGCUUUUACCUUGAGUCAAUAUGACUAUAUCAUUGAAUUCCAUAAGUCAACUGAACAUGGCAAUGCGGAUGCUCUUUGUCGUCUACCCUGCAGGGCCUGUUGACAUUUUCGAUGUUAAAAAAAGUGAAGCAGACAUGGAUUCUGUUUGUAUGAUCAAACAAAUCAGUUUACAGAUCAGACCGACAGGCCCAAGAGUUACUUAAAGAUUCUACUGCUUCUUCAGUAAUGAAGUAUUGUCAAGAGGGCUGGCUGUCCUCUACAAGCAAAGCGCUUUUGGACAAUGAUGCAGCAAAUAUAGCAGCUUUUAUGGCAGCUUUUAUAGCAGCUUUUAAAAAUAUACAAGACUCACUCUAAGUGGAGUCGAAUUGUCUGUUUUAUGGUUCAAGAAUUGUGGUACCUAAAAUACUGCAAAACUCAGGUUCUCCAAAUGCUGCCUACAGGACAUUUUGGAAUCAAGCGGAUGAAACAGUUAGCCAGAUCAUCUGUUACUGGCCAGGGCUUGGUGCUCAAAUCAUGAAGAUGGGUCGAACAUGCCAGGCAUGUGCAGAACACGCCAGAGACCCUAAAAAGCAAGUAUCCACCCAUGGAUGCUGCCAGAAAAACCAUGGAGUAGAGUGCAUAUCAACCAUGCCAUUAACUUUAAUGCAGGGGUCUCAAACUCAAAUCAUCCACGGGCCGCUGGAGGUAGAGUCUGAUGCGACUGGGCCGCAUCAAGUAUUCAACAGAAAAGCGAUUACAAAUUCAAUAAAGCACAACUAUUACAAUGUGCUCAACAUUUAGAAAUAACACAUAAAAACAUUAAGGGUUCUCAAGAACUGGGUUAAACUUUCUUCCUCCUACUCCUGGUUGACAGAGACCUGGCAGCGCUUCUUCUUACACAGCUGAGCAACAUUUGGCUUGAGUGAGGAAGCAACUGUAACCCUAAGUAUAACUUGAAGAUGCUCAUCGGUACAUUUGGCCCUGAACUUUGACCUUUUAAAGUGCGUAGUGGAAAAGAGCUUUUCACACAGAUAUGUACUCCCAAAAAUGGCACAUGAUCCGCUUGAACAACCUGGAAAUCUCAGGGAAGGUGAAGGAAAUGCUCUCUUAAAUUGUCCAUGCUUGUCUGUUUUUCCAUUCACCUCCCUGAACUUAGAAUUGCACUGAAGAUCAAUCAGCUCCGUUUAAAUUGUUGUUUUUUUUAGGGGGGGGGGGGGCAUCUUCCACUUUUUUAAAGGAAAAAGGGUCAGCAAAAAUUUGCUCUGUGUGUUUUGAAGUAAAAAAAAACGUGAUCAAAUUCUUCCUGUAGCUUUGCAAAAUUGUCCAUGCUUUUUUGUUUUUCCAUUCACCUCCCUGAACUUAGAAUUGCACUGAAGAUCAAUCAGCUCCGUUUAAAUUUUUGUUUUUUUUAGGGGGGGGGGGCAUCUUCCACAUUUUUAAAGGAAAAAGGGUCAGCAAAAAUUUGCUCUGUGUGUUUUGAAGUAAAAAAAAACGUGAUCAAAUUCUUCCUGGAGCUUUGCAAUGGCAUCAGUAUACUUACUACUGAAUGGUGUGCCCGAGUCCAUGAGUACUUUGCACGUUGGGAAAUGGCAGAGGUUUCUCUAAGUACCAUAACACAAGUUUGUGCAUAAUGUCCUGACAUUGUCAUAGGCAACACUGACAAGCUACCCCUGGUCUUGUAACGUCUUGUUGAGUACAUUCAGUUCCUCUGUAAUGUCAACAAGAAAAUCCAAGUCCAUGAGCCAUUUGGGAUCACUUAGUACAGGAACUACCACUCCACCCCUCUCAAUGAAGGCUUUAAAUGCUAAAACAUGUUCAUACAUUAGUCAGGAGCAGACAAUAUUUAUGAAUUAUUGAUGCGAAGGAAGAUGCUAUUGUAGGGAAAAUGAAUUAAGAUUUUUUAUCGUAGCAAAGGUCUUUUUGACUAACCCUUUUGAAAGGGACCAAGCUCACAGGCUCGGAAUUUCCUUCACUCGUACACAUUACCAACAAUCUUAAUAGGGAUUCUUUGAUACUGUGUCAGAUUGCUAUGAUUUACACACUUGGGGUUGUGCAUUACCCACUAACUGACUUUAUAAACUUUUUUCAAAACUGCUUUUUGGCAAUGUUUGUCUCAUAAAAUGCAAUUAAAUAAAAACGUUUAGUCCGGCUUUAAAACGUUUUUCACCAUUAUAAUCAACGUCCAAAUCUAUCCAAAUAUAAUACAAAUCAGAAUUAGACUAGCAGGUGAUAUUUGACUGAAACCGUCACGGAGGGUCAAGAUAUAGAAUUGAGAUAGGGAAAACGCAUGGACCACAUUAACAUUAAACUUUGUUGUCAUGUAGCCGGCCGCAAAAUAUCAUCUUUUGGGGCGCAAAUUAUCCGCAAGUUUGAGACCCCUGCUUUAAGCGAUCACAUUGGUUGGUGAUGAUAGAUGCUUAUUUAAAGUUAUUAUUAUUAUUAGUUGUUUUAUAUAGCGCUUUACCCCAGCCUAGGGCUGGGCUCACCAAGCUUGACCUUACAAUUUAACAAACAUAAUCAUGAACUUAAAAAUUAACAUACAUUAAUUAAAUAAAAUAAAACAAAUGUAUAUUCACUCCACCCAUUCCAGAACUAUUUACAUAUCAAGCCAUGGACGGCACCCAGUAGCAUCGUUUAUCGGUCAGAACUCAGUCAGGAUAGUGGAGUUUAAAUAGAUGUGUUUUGAGUGCAGUUUUGAAGGCCUUCAUGGUCGGUAUAUUGCGGACAAGUGCGCUUUCCGUAAGUCUCAAGGCAAACACACGGUAUCGAUAUUUUGCCACUAUCGGAUGAGCGGAGCUCUCUUAGGGGGUACAUAAGGCGUCAUGAGUGCUUUGAGAUAAGAUGGCGCCAGGUCAUGUAAGCAGCGGUGGCACAAAGUUGCAAUUUUGCACUCUAUGCGGAUCGGCAGCCAGUGCAGCUUCCUCAGAAGCGUUUUAGCAUGGUCGAAUUUGCAUUUGCGAAGAAAAAUGCGAACCGCAUUAUUCUGUGCUCUUUGAAUUUUAUCCAGGAGCGUAGCUGGGAGACCCACGAUGAGAGCAUUGCAGUAGUCCAUGCGUGAUAACACAAAUGCAGACAUCAGCCUCUUUGAUGCAUCUAGCGUUAAGAAAGGUCUGGUGUGACUAAUCCUGCGCAGGUCUAGGAAAAUUGCCUUGCAAAGCAUGUUAAUAUGAUUUUCCAUAGUAAGUGUUCUGUCUAAAUAGACACCCAGGUCUCGCGCUGUAUGAGCAAACUCAAUCUGCAUACCUGAGAGAGUAAGUGAUGUUGUGUGUUUUAUAGAUUUUUGUUUCUGAGCAGUGGCAAUGGGGAUCAGCUCAGUCUUUUCAUCAUUCAAUUUGAGCCUGUUUAUGGUCAUCCAGUGCUUAACUGACUCCACUGUCUUCUGUGUCGUACUAAGAAGUUGAGGGAACUGAGAGGGGAUCACGGAUUGAUGAAGUUGUGUAUUGUCCGCGAACAGUGAUACAGCAUGUCAAAUUGCUUGAUCACUGCACCCAGUGGCUGAAAGUACAAAGUGAAAAGCAUCUGGCCUAGGACCGAGCCCUGGGGUACUCCGAUUGCUUCGAGAUCAAGAAUAGACAGGGAGAAGUUCAGUUAGAUUGGAAGGGAAGAACUUCGAGAAAAAGUUGUGGCAGAUAAUAGAGAGUUUGUAGUCAAUCCGUGCUUUCACAGGAAGUCAAUGAAGUAGUGGUGUGACGUGAUCAUGUUUUUAUGCCUUUAGAGCUAGCCUAACAGCUGAGUUUUGAACCUUUCGUAAUUUUUCUAAGAAGUGACAGAUGAGCGUUGCAAUAGUCUAGAGGAGAGAGAACAAGAGCAUAGACUAGGGUUUUUGUUGCGUUGUGAGGUAGUGGCAGAUGGAGCUGAUCUGACGUAUAGCUGUGUAUCCACCGGACAACAUCCACAUCAACCAAAGCCAACGUUGAUCUUCUGGAGGAAGAUGUGGCUAUCCACACACCAUAGUAAGUGAUAAUGCUACUAGCUUCAUCUCUGAAGAAUUUCAUCACUGGUGUAAAGAAAGUGGCAUUGUACAUCUCGCAGGCGUUCCCUCUUAUCCCACUACAAAUGGAGCUGCCGAACGACUGAUUAAAAGUUUCAAGAGUUCACUAAGGAAAUGCAUUACCUUUAAAGGAAUCUCUACAAGGCUUUCUGUGUCAGUAUCGUAAGACACCAUUGGCUAGUGGUAACAUAUAUAUAUAUAUAUGUUAAUGAUUAUGGAUGGAAAUAAAAACAAAACAAAUCUCUUUUUUGAUAUAUUAGCCUUGCUCCUCGCCUUGUAUUAUAAUUGCAAUCUCUGUCUCUCUCUUUGUCUCACAGUCUCUAUCUAGCUCUCUUUCCCUAUGUCGAUCGGCUUAUUUAUAGUUCUUCAUAGAGACUUUUCCAGAUAGGGGCGACUCAAUGUGUCUGUCACUCGACUCGUUGUGUCUGUACCUCAUCAUGUCUUGUAAGUUCAAAAGAAUUUAACUAUAGGUUAUGUUUACAUGUAGUCAAGGGAGACAAUUUAUGAUCACCCCCAGACCCAACUUCGCCAAACUUGGGGUCACCCAGAGUUCAUGCACAGGAUGCACCAUAAACAUGUCCUAAACACAAUGCAAACAAGGCAAGCUUCUACUGUAACACUUCGUUUUUGUCAAAUUGUGCUGAAAAACAAAUUUGAAUAACCAUUAAUUGAGAUUUCACUAAUUUAAAAACUGCUCAUGUAUUUAAAAAAAUGUUUUACCACAACUUAAAAAAACAACUAUUUUGUUUUUUAUUAUAGCUCUGAAAAUAAUAGUGAUGAGGAAGACCUCAAAGACCAGUGGAUUAUGACAAUCAAAGAACAUAAACAUAUGCUACAGAACUCUGAGGUUAGCCUACAUAUUUUUUUUUUUAAUAUAUACAAGUAUUUAUUAUGUUUGUCAAAAAUAAAAGUAACCUGAGUUUUUAUGUCUUUUGUGGAUGCAGCUUUAUCAGAUUCUGGAAAAGCUUUGGUUUAGUUUAUUGCUAAGUUGAGACUAUUAUAUGCCUCAAGUGUAUAGAAAUAAUCCCCUUUAAGUUGAUAAAGCAUCUUUACAUUUUUACAUCACUAAAAUCAAUGGGAUAAUUGAUAGCUUGUUCAAUUAAAUAUAUCUUUUUUUUUUUAUGUAAUCUUUUGUAAAUGGUACAAACAGGUUGGAUUUUUUUUUUUUUUUUAUGGUUUAAUUUUAUUUUUAUUUACUCUGUUCAUUUUUUUUUGAUCAAACAAUUCAUUUUCAAUAGAAACAUAAAAUUUUCUCUUUUUUAGUUUAAAAUAAUUCUCUUUAAGUUGAUAAAGCAUCUUUACAUUUUUACAUCACUAAAAUCAAUGGGAUAAUUUAUAGCUUGUUCAAUUAAAUAUAUCUUUUUUUUUUUAUGUAAUCUUUUGUAAAUGGUACAAACAGGUUGGAUUUUUUUUUUUUUUUUAAGGCUCAAUGUUACUUUUACUUACACUGUUCAUUAUUUAUUGAUCAAACAAUUCAUUUUCAAUAGAAACAUAAAAUCUUCUCUUUUUUAGAUUUUCUUAAAAUGUAUGCAUGUUUGAAAUCUUAAUAAAACUAGCUUCUGUGAAUCCAUAAACAGUAAAAGUUUAUUUCAAUUUUUUGCAUGAAUUUUUCACUUGAAAUAUAUUUCAAAUGUUAAAUAUAAAUUAUCCUCAUUAAACCUUGCUAUUUUAUAGCUUGAUCAGUUUUAAUUUUGUAAGUUUUGUCUUCAUCACCGGUUUAACAAAACUUAUCAGUGAUCACUCGUCUGCUAAGAUCAUGAGGUAGCAUUCUAAGCCUGGAGGAAAAUGAUGUCACUUUCAAUAAAUUGCUUUCAUUCUUAAACAUAAAACACAUGCCACUCUAUUUUAGAAUGGUCCUAAAAAGCAACAAAGCCCUGUCCCAAAGCGGCAGGCCCCCAUAGCCCCUGCUGUUCUGGUAGUAACUCCUUCACAACUGCAUGCAGAAGUUUCCCCUAGCCCGGCAGCAGGCCAAGGGGGUAUUAUGCAGGAUAUGACCAACAACAUAGCACCCGCUGUAGCAUCUGUAAGUCAAAAGUGCUGACAAGAGCCAGUUCCAUUUAUUAGCUUCACAAUGUAUCCAGCUAGUCACCAUUCCCCUCUUUACCAUUCUAUAUUAUACAAUACAAAUUUGAAAGAGCCCCUUAAAAAUUACUGAAAAUUAAGGGUUUCUUAAUCAAAUUAAAGAUCCUACUCACACCUUGGCUUUGUUACCUUUUAGUGUAUGAACAUUUCAUAACCAUUAUGCCAUUUUUAUUUUCAUCUUUUUUAGCAUAAACAAAAAUAGUGGUAGCUUUGCAAUAAGUGCUAUGAAUUAGCAUAUGCUUUUAUUUUGUAGUUCUAUAUGCUACAUGGCUUCUCUAUGCAAAUUUGUAUGUUACAAUAUAAUGGUACUCGGCUACUUUCCCGGACUGCCGUGUUUUCCAGCCUGUUUUAACCCAUGCCUGGCCUUGUUAUGAGUACCAAGAAUUUCCCUGUGACAGCUGGGUGGAAGUAGAAGUCAUAAAAUCAGUAUUUGUAUCCUCAAAAAACUGAAAGGAUCCUCAGAUUGUUUUUAAACAUAAAAUUGUAAUAGUAGAUAUAGGUGGUUAGUUGAAAAUAUUUUAUACUUACCCAUCACUUGCAACUGUCUUCUUGAUUUAAAAGAAAAGACCUGCCAAAGGAAAGAUCACUUUUUUUUUAAAAAACAUUUUUACUUUAAAAUCAAUAUUAAAAGUAAUAACAAACUUUAGCAUUUAACUAUUAGUAUCAACACAUCUUGAUUCAGUGCACACAUAUCUUUUCACAAGGUCACUUGUUAAUUAAUCUGCUUCUUUAACAUGUGGGUAUAGAUGCAUUUUCAGAUUAUUUGUCUUUAAACAUAUAAGUUAAACCAGCGUUUCCCAAACUUUUAAGUUUCACGGACCGGUGGACAAUUUUCGAAACUGCACCAGGGACCGGUGCCACAUUUAUUCAUUACAUUUUCUUUCUAUUUAAACAUCAAUAUUCAUGCUCUCUGAACCGGUAACGUAAGGCUUGUGGACCGAUGCUGGUCCACGGACCACCGUUUGGGGAACGCUGAGUUAAACAAUAUGUCUAUAGAUUUAUAUAAUAUUGACUAUGAGCACCUUCAUCAUCUUAUAUGCUGUGAACUUAGCUGUGGGUGCUCAGAUACUAAACAUGAUUGCAUACAGAUGGGAUAAAUGAUGAAGAAUUCUUUCCAACGAUUGUUACAUUUAAAACAAUAAAGAUUGUGACAAUAAAAAAAAAAUAAGAUGACUUAUAUUUCUAUUUUAUAAAAUAAGUUUAUUAACAAACAUUUCCUUUAAAAAUAAAUUAUAUAUUCCAAAUAAGGUAUAAUAAUGAGAUACAUUUGAAUUCUUUUUUCAAGUGGUUUUGCGUGUGAUGUGAUUUACGUGUAAGUGAUGCUAGUGCCUCUAGGUUGAGCAUCCCUGAAGCACUUUCUGAUCUUAGUCCUUAAUACUAUUUUUAGAAAGAUAAGGAAAAUUUGUUUUAACAGAUUUUCACCAAUUUAUAUAGUAAGUCUCCUAUCAUUGAACAGAUUUAUUUCCCUCAAUCUGUCACAGUGCACCUAUGUAGCGUACUAACAUAAUUAAAAUACAUAACUUUAAAAUAUGGUUCAGUCUUUUGAAUAUUUUAUUCUCUACUAUACACUGAAGCUAAUAUGUUUAGGUGUUUUUCGUUUCCCUCCAAUUAAAAUAGUGUUGGACCUCAUAUACCAGGGUUAAGUUGCUUUAUAGUAUUUUGAAACAAAAAUAUUGAAUUCAAUAGUUUCCUAAAUGUUGACAGAUAAUACAACUAUAAAAUAGAACAAUUGUUGGUGUAUUUUAUAGAGACAAUGUAAAAGAUUAAACAGUUAUCUUUUUGAAAUACUUGUUCUAAAAACUAUGUUUAAAAUUAAAAUUGUCCUUGUGGUUAUCUCUCCUCGGUAAAAUUAGAUAAAAUUGAUAAAUAAAGCCAUAAUCACCAGUUUUUAGUAUACUCAUAAUAUUAAUGAUCAACAUAUCAGUUAUCUUUAUUUAUUUAGUUUACUAAUUGUUUUAAUAUGUAUGUCAUGUAGUUACUUUAUAAUUGAAUUAAAUGUACACUCAUAGAUGCUUUUCUAAAAUUAAAGCACCCCUGAAGUUUUAGGCUUAUUUUAAUAUUAUAAAAAUUCUUUGAUUCAGCUAUUGCUAUGUAAAAAUUAAGGUCUGACUUUUAAACUAUUAUGAUUCCAACUUUGAGGUGUCUCAGUAAUAACUUAAGCCAAAGUAAAGCAUGGCUUUAAAGCUCUUUAUGUGUUUUUAAAGAAGUAUAAAUUUUACCACUCAUUGUUUUUUACCAUUGAUCAAUUUUUUUAACUUUUCUUCCAUGAACAUCAUCACAUGGAUUUACACAGCCUCAGCCUGCACAUCCUGCCCAGACAAGCCCUGCAGCAAUCAUACACACAAAGAGUAACUCAGACUCAGGCUGGACUCGCACCUCAGAAGGACAUGGCAACAACAAUAAUGAUAUUGUAAGUUAGCAGCCUUUUUUUAUUCCACUGAUUUCUUUUCUUUGUUUGCAGGCUCAAUUAGUCCAUUUUGGUUACUAUACUUUUUUUUUUUUUUUUUUUUGAUUGAAGUAAUGAUUGAAAAUUAUGUAUUAACAAACUAUGGGAUGGGGGGGGGGGGCUUUUUUUUUCCCCCCACCCUUUUUUGUUUUUUUGUUUUAUUUUUUUUUUUUUUUUUUUUUUAUUUUUUUCUUUUUGGUUUCUAUACUUUUUUUUUUUUUUUUUUUGAUUGAAGUAAUGAUUGCAAAUGAUGUAAUAACAAACUAUGGGAUGGGAGGGGGGGUCCUUUUUUUUCCCCCCACUCAUUUUUGAUUUUUUGAUUUAAUAAUACUUAUUUCUUCAACUCUGUGCCAAUUUCCUAAACUGACAUUAGUGUCUUUGUUCACUUCCUUUAUAUUACUGUUUCCUUUUGUUGAACUAAAUAACCACCCCUCCACCACCCAGUUGCACUUGUUAGAUCCUCAAGUAGUAGCACUCUGUAGUUGCACUCUUAAGUUGCUUAGUCAUUACCCUUUUACCUCUCUUCCUUGCUCUAAUUUUAACACAAAUAAAGAAAAACAAACUUUUUCUUUUGAAUCAGUUUCCUAAUUUUCUAUUGAAGUUGUCCCAUACAAGGAGAGCAUCCAUUUCUGUAUAAAGAUUAUUUAGCUAGUUUGGGGAGGAAAUAAUUUUUAGGGUCUAACCAAGUUUAAUUCUUGACCACUUAUGACUACCAUCUGUUAAAGGGCUAAAAGCAUCCAACUCCCCUCUACAUCAGAAACUUUUCUUAGGGUUUUAUUUUCCAAUGCAGUAGUGAGUUUCGGGUAAAAUGCAUUAAAUAUAUUGGAAGACUGCUGUUAUUUUCUAAAUCUAUAUCACACUUUUAGAGGCUUCUUCUGUGAAACUGCACAGUUUUGCUUUACUCGUACAUUUAUUAUAUGUUUAACAAGCCUUUGUACCCUGCAUUUUAAUUGAGAAGUUUGUCCAGUUGAACAAAAUGUAAAUGCUACAUCUGUCACAUAGAAAGUUUCAUGGUAAACUGUAAAGCACUUAUUUAUUAGGCGCUAUGGAGAUGUCAGCACUUGAACUGUUAGGCUGAUUGGUCUCUAUAAAAUAUCCAUUUUGCAGGCACCUAAGCAUGUGCGCAGUCGAUCAGAUAACAUUGAGCCAAUAAACCCUAAUGCUAGAUAUGCUCAACAUCCUCAAGUAAGUUUGUACUUUCCAUAUUUACCAUAAGCAUGCCAUUGGAAGGGCUUAUAUGGGUAUACAGUUACUGCCGUAGACUUAGGCUUGAACACAUCUUCAAAAAAUGUAUCUCUUAUUUUCCUAGGUUCACAGUAUUUGAAAAAGUCAUUUUAAAUCACAAUAGUUACCUCAUAUAACUCUUUCUUUUGGUUCCCCACAAAAUAAUCAUUUUAUCUCAUUUAUUUUCCCCCAUUUUGAAACUCAACACAACAUGCAAUCAUUAAUUAGAACUUUAGUAAAGAUUUUUAAACAUUUGACAAGCUGUUUUUGUCUCUGAUUACAUACAGCCCUUAUAUGAAAGGCCAAAAUCUCAGUAUGAUUUGCCAAACUAUGUCAGCCUAAAUAACUUGAAGACAGGUGGUGUCCACAUGGGUAGUGGAGAAAGGCUGCAUGAAAAUCACCAGCAGCAGAGCCCCCAAUAUUCUUACAAACAGCAACAGAAAAGUGAAGAGUCCAUUUACCCGGUCAUACCACCUGCAGUAGUGAGUUUACCAACAAUGAAACAUCAGUCGUUUUUCUCUUCAUUCCAAUGCAUGUGUAUUAUAUUACUCUGCAUGUUUCUUCUAAAACACAGUAACAUUUGUGGAACAACCAUGCUUGACAUGAGAGCACACAAGUUCUCAUGUUAUAUCUCAGUGGCUCACCACUGCUCUUAACGCUAUCUUAAAUCACAAUAUGAUCUGCCUCAGUUCUCAUAUUACAUAAUUUAUUCAAACUUUACAAGUGCUCUAUGGUUUUCUGUUCUGUUUUCAUAUAUCUUUAUUUUUUAAAUUAUUUUUGUUCUCUUCCUUCUACAAGACUUAAAUUUAAAGAAGAAACGUUUGGCUGGUUGUUCUGCUAGACUUGGCUCAGAUUUAUGUAACACCUCAAAAUCAUUAAACAUACUGGGUGUUGGUGCUGGAAUUAUCUAGAACUGCCAACAGCUGUAGAUAAUUACAUGCUUCAUAGAUUGCAUAUUUAUAUAGCAAUCACUAAUUCCAUUUUAAAACUUAUGUAGUAUUCCAUUUGAACACUUUUGUAGCGAACCAUUAAAAAAUCUUAUUACCCUUUUAAGCAUUUAAUAAAUUGAGAAGCAUUAUUAACAGUUUUUAGUAAUUUUAUAUAUACUUUUUGACAUAAUAAGGUUUUAAAAUAGCUGAUCUAGAAAUAACUAUUUUAAAAACGUGUGUGAUAGUAAUUAAUUUUUUAUUAAGUCACCUUCAUUUUAAAAGUCAAAAGAAGUUAAGUAUCUUUCAACUUUGAACAAGGCACUCAUAACAGGUCAUGUAUUUGGCAUAAUUUUUUGUAUGCGCACUUAUUUCCUUGCUAAAUAACAUCUUUACUAACAUUGCAUGGACUAAAUGAAUGUUCUUUAAAAUACUACACCCUUGAAAUUAUGAUUGUUAUCUAAAUAUAUCUUACUAAGCCAUACUUAACCUACAAAUAUAGAUUUUUUUUUUUUUGGAGGCUGUUAUGUUUUCAAUGAUUUUAUUUCAAACAAGUAACAUAAACAUAUAUAUACACAUAAAUACAAGUUCUCAAUCAGGUGUUGACUUUCUGCUUGCGUCCGGAACACGGUUCAUAAACACACACUCUCAACAGUGUCUCUGCGCAUGCGCGCUGUUUCACCUGGCUGGCUAUCGGGGGCGGUCCAGUCCGCUAGUGCACCAUAACACCUCCCCGAACAAUUACAAGUCCAGUAACAAUGGUGCUCGAUGUUGUCUUUGAGAUCUCCUGGGUAUGACAUAGUCUGAAGGUCUUGGCUGACGAGGGUCAAUCUUCUUAGGUGGACUUGGAAUUGCUGGAUGUGUAGACGGUUGAUGACUCAGGGCUGCCUGAGCUGUUGGAUAAAGACUUCCUGUCAUUAUAUCCAAAUUUGGUUCUGAAUCUUCUUCCGCACCAUACCUGGGGCGAAGUUGGUCUAAAUGUCUCUUCCAUGUGGGACCAUUGGGAUAAAUCUUCACCUUGAAAAGACGUGGACCCAUAACUUGGAUGAUUGUAUCGGGAGCCCAUCGUGGUUUAGAAUCUGUUGCUGUUCCAUAUACUCUGACUUAACAUGGAUCUCCCCGGCUAAAUGAUCGACUAGGACUUCUAUUUGUCCCUUUGGGGAUGGCUAUUUCUUUAAGAUUUUGUCCCUGUGCUUGAUGAGCAGGUGAGGGAACUAGAGUAUCAAUAAGUGUUCUUAUUUGCUGAUUGUUUAGCAGUUGGCUAGGUGAUAAUCCACUUGCCAAUGGUGUCCUACAAUACUGACGCAGAAAGUCUUGUAGAGAUUCCUUUAGAGGUAAAGAGGAUUUCUUUAUUGAACUCUUGAAACUUUGAAUCAGUCGUUCUGCUGCUCCAUUCGUAGCUGGAAAAUAGGGAGCGCCUGUGAGAUGUACGAUACCCCUCUCCUUACACCACUGCUGAAAUUCUUCCGAGAUAUAGCUAGUAGCAUUGUCACUGACUAUGGUGUGUGGAUAGCCGAAAUGAGCAAAAUCUUCCUCCAGAAGAUCAAUGGUGGCUUUGGUCGAUGUAGAUUUUGUCCUGUGGAUACACGGAUACUUUGAAUAAGUAUCUAUCAUCACCAACCAAUGUGAUCCCUUAAAGUUAAAAAUAAUAAUAAAGUUUAUUUAAAAAAACACGCUUCAUCCCAAAAGGCUCGAAGCGCGGUACAAAGUAAUAUAAUUUACCACAUUUAAAACAAACGCAACACUACAAAAACUAAUUACAAGCAUACCAAGUCAAAGUCUUUCUACCCAUUUCAACCCUAAGCAACACAGCCAAUAUGCAUUAAAUGGAAGAUAUGGUAUACAAUCAUCCCAGAAGGUGUUUGCGAAAUAGAUGUGUCUUUAAAUCGGUUUUAAAGGACUCCAUGUCAGGUUGUUUCUGAGAUCGACAGGAAGGGCGUUCCAAAUUGUUGGACCAGCAAAUGCGAAAGUGCGCUUUCCGUAAGUCUCAAGGCGAACACGUGGUGUCGAGAGUUUGCCACUAUCGGAUGAGCGGAGUUGUCUAGUGGGUACAUAAGGUGUCAGCAGCUCUUUCAGAUAGGACGGCGCCAGGUCAUGUAAGCAGCGGUAGCACAAUGUUGCGAUUUUGUACUCAAUGCGAGCACGGACCGGCAGCCAAUGCAACUCUCUCAGAAGUGUUUUAGCGUGGUCAAACUUGCGUUUGCGAAGAACAAUGCGAUCCGCAUGGUUGAUGUGUACUCGACUCCAUGGUUUUUCUUGCAACAUCCAUGGGUGGAUAUUUGCUUUGUUUGGGUCUCUGGCAUGUUCUGCACAUGCCUGGCAUGUUCGACCUAUUUCCAUGAUUUGAGCAUCAAGUCCAGGCCAAUAAACAGAUGAUCUUGCUAACUGUUUCAUCGGCUUGAUUCUAAAAUGUCCUGUAUGCAGGAUUUGGAGAACUUGAGCUUGAAGUAUUUUUGGUACCACAAUUUCACGGUGAGUGAGUCUUGAAUAUUUUUAAAAGCUGCAAUAUUAGCUGCAUCCUUGUUCAAGUGCGCUUUGUUUUUAGAGGACGGCCAGCCCUCUUGACAAUAUCUCAUAACUGAAGACACAUUAGAAUCUUUAAGUGACUCUUUAGCUAGGACUCCUGGGUCUGAUCUGUAAACUGAUUUGUUUGAUCAUACAAACAGAAUUCAUGUCUGCUUCACUUUCCUCACCAUCAAAUAUGUCAUCAGGCCCCGAGGGUAGACAACUAAGAGCAUCCGCAUUGCGAUGUUCAGUUGACUACGGGAUUCAAUGAUAUAGUCGUAUUGACUCAAGGUAAGAGCCCAUCUGGCUAAACGAUUUGCUGCCAGUGCUGCUGUUCCUUUUCCUGAACCAAAUAUAUUUAUCAGUGGUUUAUGGUCUGUGACUAAAACAAACUUUCUUCCAUACAAUAUUGAUGGAACUUUGAUAGUGCAAAAAUAAUUGAGAGUGCUUCCUUCUGAAUCUGACUAUAUUUGCAUUGUGUUGCUGUGAGAGUUUUUGAAAUGUUAGCAAUAGGGCGUUCACUGCCAUCAGGAAUACUGUGGAACAGAACACUUCCUAUGCCAACAUUAGAGGCGUCACAGACUAUGGCUAUGUCUAGAGUUGCAUCAUAGUGAGCUAGAACUGUAUCAGAAGAAAGUAAUUGCUUGACUUUCUUAAAAGCUUCUUCUUGUUCUGUGUUAAGAACUUGUUGUAAAACUGCACUUGCCCGUAGACUGGAAAUAUCUGUGGGUGCUGGCAUGGAUAUAACUGCAUCUACUUUGGCUCCUUUUGAUAUGCCAUUGUUUGAUAAUUUAUGCCCUAAAUAUUCAAUUGAUUGCUGGGCAAAAUUGCAUUUUUCCUUCCUGCACUUUAAUCCAUUUUCAUUCAGCCUAUGUAAUAACCUGCAAAGGUUCAUUACAUGGUCUUCCUCAUCCUUUCCACUCACUAGAAUGUUGUCCAUGUACACUGCUACUCCAGGCAAAUCUUGUGUAAGUUUGUCCAUGAUUUCUUGGAAAUAUGCAGGUGCUGAGGUAAUACCAAAUGGUAACCGUGUUUGCAGCAAUACACCUUUAUGUGUGCUUAAUGCCAAUUUCUCUUGGGAUUCUUUAGCCAGCUCGAUCUGGUUAUAAACAGCAGCCAGAUUAUUUUUGAGAAAUAAUGUCCACCGGCUAACUUCCUCAUGAGGUCUUCUGGUAAUGGCAUUUGAUACCUGGGUGUUUCUGUUGAUUUACAGUUUUUGCAUAGUCCCCACAGACCCUUAUUUGUUAAUUUUUUCCUGAGAUAGACUUCUUUCUCACUGGAACUACGGGAGUGCCUUAUUGAUUGAACUGUACUGGUAGCCAGACUCCUGUGGAUAUUCCAGCUUCAUAAGCCUCUGCUAGCUCUGCCUUUACAGCAAAUGGAACAUUUCUAGGUUUCAUAUAAAUGGGUUAUGCAUUUGGCUUGAACAUAAUUUCUAGUUCAAAAUCCUUCAAUAGCCCAAGACCUGGUUCAAACAGCUGCGGUAAUUCCUUACAGAUUAGUUCACAAGCUUGACUCAAUGAGUUUUGAUUACCAAUGUGAUUUAUCUUUGUUUGAAACAGUGUGUCUAUUGAAAUCCUGAGGUUCUUUAUUGCAGUUCUGCCCAACAAAUUUAAGCUGUGGUUUUUCACUACUACAAAUGACAUGUAUCUCAACUCCUCCCAAAACAUCAAAACAUUAAGUAGGUCACCAGAUGCUGACUCAUACUUAACAGAUACUGGGCUCAAUGUGGGUUGUCCCAGCUUUCGCCAAACAGAUUCAGACAUAAAAUUUUCUCCGGCUCCAGUAUUAAUUUCGAAUGCAAACCUCUUUCCUUCUAAAAUGAGUUCUUGAAUAAGGGGCGGGAUAGUUUUUAUUUGGUUUUGCCUUCUUAUUCUUUUUAGAUGAAUCGGUUUCUGUUUUGGAGCAUUCUCUUUCUUAUUUAGACAAACUCUUUCGAGAUGUCCUCUCUUGUGGCAAAAGCGGCAGAUCAUGUCUUGAUACUUGCAGACAUUUCCUUUAUGGCCUCUUACUCCACACCUGCCACAAGUUCCAAUCGGGAAAUCCUGUCUUUGAGAUGGAGAAAAUUUCUUUGCUGUCUGAUGUUGCUUAUUUCUUUUUGUCUGAAUUUUAUUGAUAGGAGUUUCUUCAUGGACUGUUUCUUUGGCACAUUUCGCUGCCUCCUCUGUUUCAACAGCUAUUUCUACUGCCUUGUUAAAUGAUAGUUCCGUGUCCUUCAUCCGAAACAAAAUUUUCAAUACAGCCUCGUUCUUUACAGAGCACAUGAAUCUUGUUCGUAAAGCUUCAUCUAGAGGAUUUUUGAUAUUACUAAACUCACAAGUGGCUGCAUCUUGUCUUAUCCUAGCCGCCAAUUCUUUGAUUGUUUCCCCUGGUUUUCUACUUGAAUCAGACCAAAAUUUGAACCUUUCCCUGAUAACAAAUUUGGUAGGAUCAAACUGAUUCAUCAUUAUCCUAUAUAUUUCUUCCAUGUUCAAAUCAUUUAAAUUUUGUGGUGGUUCUCUUUGUUGUACGAGGGUUGACAACAUUUUAUGCAGCUCUGGCAUUUGGCUAGUUAAAAAAAUUUGUGCCUGCCUUUCCUUUGGCACAUUAUUUGCCAACACGAAGGUCACAUAUCUAGCGUAGUAGUCUGUGAAUGUUUCCUCGUUACUAUUGAAAUUUGUAAACUUCAUAUUAGUAGCCGUAUGACCUAUUGCUAGUUUCAACAGUAGCUCGUUCUGCUGAAUCAGCUUUUGGAUGAUGUCACUUUGGGUCAGAUUUGACUCCCCCAUUGUGUAUGUUUACCUCCUCCGUCACGUGAAGUCACUCAUGUGUAUCAAUCUAUAACUCGGUUGUACUGAGUUUUGUAAUGAGUUAAUACUGACCAUCAUGCGGUGUCGUUGAUACUGGUCGAUAACAUACUGGCUACCAUUUGUUAUGUUUUCAAUGUUUUUAUUUCAAACAAGUAACAUAAACAUAUAUAUACAUAAAUACAAGUUCUCAAUCAGAUGUUGACUUUCUGCUUGCGUCCGGAACACAGUUCUUAAACACACUCUCUCUCAACAGUGUCUCUGCGCAUGCGAGCUGUUUCUCCUGGCUGGCUAUCGGGACGGUCCAGUCCACUAGUGCACCAUAACAGAGGUCUAGCUAGAGAUUUAAGAAAGUUAAAAGACUAAUGUUGUUUACUUGUCAAUUAAUAAAUCUACUAUGCUUCAAUAUUUCAUGAAUGCUAAAUAUAAUUUACCCUCCUAAUCUUGAAAUUAUGGCUGUAUUACUCCUAAAUUUGUGUGUUAAAUAAAGAUAGCAAAUGAAAUCCUUCUCAAAUAAGCUAGUCUAACAUGAUCUCAUAGAUGUUUGCUACAGACUUUCCUAGCUACCAGAAUACCUUGAUGAAACAAUGCAUUUAUAAAUAUAUAGAUUAUACAUAUUUAUUUGCAUUUCAUUCUAAAAUAUAUCUUUUUAAAAGGCCAUAAACAAGCUUUAGAUUUUUAGGCUAAACUAUCAUGUAAACUACUUAUAUUUAAAUAAAUAAUUCUAAACAGUUUCAAAUUCUGAAGAGGUUAACCUCUUCUCAUUUUAUAAUAUUUAGUUAAAGAACAUGGGUAUUUUAUUUAUUUUAUAAAAAGUGAAAAACAUUGCUCCAAGUGUGUGUUGCAUUACAGAUUUGAAUUGUGAUUGCUGAAAAAAAAGGCAUGUACUUUAUUCAGUCUUUUUCAAUGUGAUUUAUUUACAUUGCCAUUAAUGAUUAUAAAAUUAUAGAAAUAUUGUAGGGGUAAGUAACCAACUGAGCUCAAGUAACACACUGACACAAAAAAGAUAAAUGUUUAGUCCACACAAAUGUUUCAGCAUGUUUUAAAUCUUAUAUUCACUCUGUUUGCAGGCUGCCAAACCUGUUAAAAACCGAGCUCCAGAAAGACCUCAAGUGUCUGCAAGCCUUACUACUGCUGUGCAGCCUAUUCUAUCCCAGGUAAUACUAAAGAAAUAAAACAAUAAUCUGGUUUCAAAUUAACGCUUUUGAAUUCAAUUAGCGGUAAAUUAUAUUUUAAAAAAGGAUAAUCAAUAUGAAAAUUGCUAAGCAAAGACAGAACACGUUUUUACUUUUUCUAAAAAUAAUUUAUUCUGUCUUUGGCUUUAUUCUCUUUCUUAUUUUUUAACACACCUUCGACCAAUAUCAUUGUCAAGCCGAUAGUAUAAACUUUAUCAUUUUGAUCUUUAUAAUAAACUAUCACUACUAGCAAUGUUACCCAUUUUAUAACUGUAGAAAAUCAUUUUUUUAAAUUUACAUAGUUCAUAUAUUUUGCACUAUUUCAUUGUAAAAAUUUACUUUAAAUUUAGGAUGUUGAAUUAUUAAUUAUUUAUUUAAAUCGUCUAUUGUAUUAGUUGCAAGAAGAAUACAACAAUGAAUUUCGAAGAAUUGGACGCGCUCUGCCUUUGCUGGAGGUUGUUAGAGAGUUGCAGAAUGCCUUUGACCUGGCUGAGAGGUCAUGCCCCGGCCUCACUGACGACUUUGUUUCUGGGAUUAUGUCACGGUUGCUUGUAUCUCCAUCAUCCCCUUCAUCACAGUUUCGGGGCAUUGACAUCAGAAGUGUUGUGGAGAAAAUUAAAAGGUAAAUAAAAGAUGACAGAACUUUUAUCUGUUUCACUUAAGGACAUAGUUUGGGCAAACCUAGGAAUUAUUUUCCACGUUCUGUCGAAUUAUCAAAUUUUGCAUAUUUGUUAGGCACUACUAUGCUAUCACAACUUUUUUAUUUUUCAUCAGAAAAUGUUAGGUUUGGUAUGGAAUUAAAGAGGAAUGUAUGCCCUUUACAGACAAACCAGACCUGGGUUUCAAUUUUAAUAUAUAAAUGUGAUUAUGAUUUAAGGAAAAUAAAAAUGUAAAAACUUACCGUUUACAAAACACUCAUUCCAAGUCACACGAAGAGAAAUAUAUAAUCCAAAGUUUAACAAAAAUAGGUUUUUUUUCUGAACUAUAUCCAAAUGUGCAUCACAAAUAAUAAAGAUCAACUUGAAAAAAAGAAAAAAUUAAACACCAUUGUCCCUGUCACGCUCAAAAUUUGUGAAAAAAAUGUAACUAGUUCCACUGGAAACAAUUUGUUGCUAUUAUAAAAUAUUUGCACUGUAUUCUUGUAUGUACUAACAUUUAUUAUGGUAAAUGGAAAAUUUACCAUAAAUUUGUCAUAUCUUUUCAUCUGGGUUUAGCUAUUUAUGGUAAGCCUAAAAACAAUUUAUAUGGAUGUGCACUUUAGCUGGGGGCGGGGCUGGUUGUUUAUCGGCUGAUGAAUUACAAAUUUAUUUCGUCACUAGUACUACUAAUACGAGUACUAGGAUUAUAAUCAUACGAUUUAACAGAAUCAGCCUCUGCAUUUGAAAUCAUAAAAUCAUCGAGUAAUAUUUUCAACCUUUAUUAGAUCGAUCACCUGAUGGGUCAAGUCAAGAUUUCAUGUUCGUAAACAAAAAUAAAAUGGACAAUCAAAACGACCGCCGCUUCAGACACUUCGUUCUAUGUAAAACUCAUUUCAACACAGAAAAACCGGUGUUUAUCCAAAGGAAAAUCAUUCUAGAAUUGAUUUAAAAUAAUUAAAAACCAAUAGCUAAGGAAAUAACCGAAAUAAACAGGAUGUUAUACAUUAUAUACUCCAAAAUCUUCAUUUCAAAUCGACAAUGGGAGCGUUGAUCAGGAGUAAAAGAGUUAAAUCCAGUGAUUAAUUUGUGUAAAUAAAACAGUGCAUAUAAGGUUAAGUUUUCAUACGACAAAAUACAAAUUCAACAUUUAGGGUGAUCCAUCAGUACAACCAGUACCAUUAAUUAAAGUAAAUUUCACGUAAUAUACUUAUUAUACCUGUACACAUUUUUAAAAAGGAAAGAAAAGAAAGAGAAUGGGCACAAGUCAAAAGAUAAUCAUUAGAAUGGAAAUAAAGUGGGUGGAAGUUACAAUAUAAAAAUCAUAUAGGAAAAGACUCAAAAGAUAAUUAAAAUUGUGGAUAUGCCAAAUCUUUUAAUUAAUUUAUUCUCCAUAUAGAUCUUAUCAGGUGUAUUACUCCUUUUUUGUACACAAAUUGAUUGUGUGGCAUGAAUCUAAUUAAAAACAUUAUUGCAUGCAGUUAAACCCUCUUAUCACUUCUAUGCCAUGAUGGAGCCUUUGUGCAAUUGCAACUACAAUUAACACUGCAAGACAAUAAUGGAUUUCUUCCUCAUUUUUUUUCAACAGGUCAUAGGAGCUAAGAAUAUGGUUUCAAGCAUUUAGUUCAGUUUUUGAAGUUUUGAAGGUUGCAAGAAGGAUAGGAGGUAACCCAAAAUGUGACCUGGCUGUUUAACUGUCACCGAGGCAAAUGAUAUUUUUAAGCCUCUUAUGAUAAAAGCAUUUUUUAACAGUUAAUUUGCAUGUGUGUUUGCAAGUGCAUGGAAGUAGUGUGUUGAUAAAAAAAUAGUUCCUUUUUUUUCCCAAUAUUGUGAUAAUUUUAUGACUAUAUAUCAAUAUCUUCCUUACAAUGCAACACCAAAUGACUGAAUUUUUUUCGUCCCCUUAUGCGCUAUCAUUUGUACCAAUGGUUUGACUGUUAUUUUGACCCUCUGGUUGAUAUGUUUCCAGGAGUACUGAACAGUAAUUUCCCCAUUAAUAAUUGCGAUUCAUUUGCGUUGGCAUGUAGAAAAUACAACAGAAUAUUUUCUCUUUUAAGUCAUAAAAAGAGGAAUAUCAUUUUAUUUUCUGUGGAUACACUCUACCACAAAAAAUAGCUCAGCAGGUUCAAGUAUUAAAAAAUCCAAUUUUUCUCAUUUCUUAAAUUUUAACUUUUCAUCUGUUUUCCUUAUAAAGAUCUAUAAAAUAUAAGUCUGUUUACCUUUCCAGGGGAGAAAAAGCAUGGCAAUUUGCUGCCAAUGCAGAUUAUUCUUUAGCUUAUGUUGAAAACUUUUAAGUUUUAAUGUUUAUAACCUUGAAAUGGGUUCAUAGAUUUUGCCAGAAUUACAUUUCAUUCCUUGAGAGUGAAAAUAAGCCCACUAUGUGCACUUCACAAAGAUUGAACAAAGAGCAUGCUCAGUGCAGUAUCCAGGUCCCUUGAUGCCAUUCUUCUAUUUUAAAGUACUAUUUUCAUGUAAGAAUGUCUCAAUGUUAAUAAUUGUAGGAAAGAGAUCUGUCCUCCAAGUUGGUGUCAUAUUUUUAACAAAAACUCUCUUCUGAUUAAUUGCUAAAUUGAUGUGUUUUUUCACUGAUUUUUAAUGAAUCACUUAGCAGCGAACUACCUAUAAUUAAUAGAGUAGGUAGUGAACAUUUUGAUUGUAUUUUUUUUUUUUUAAAUAAUUUUUUUUUCUCUCUCCC